Messenger RNA from Pistacia vera, 1461 nucleotides. RefSeq names its product serine/threonine-protein phosphatase 4 regulatory subunit 2. The record is from RefSeq and is a predicted model, not a curated record. Gene Ontology annotation, cellular component: protein phosphatase 4 complex; cytoplasm; nucleus. Gene Ontology annotation, molecular function: protein phosphatase regulator activity. The transcript is spliced from 8 exons. The coding region runs from base 173 to 1144 and encodes 323 amino acids. Gene Ontology annotation, biological process: protein dephosphorylation. Lineage: Eukaryota; Viridiplantae; Streptophyta; Magnoliopsida; Sapindales; Anacardiaceae.
GCCAGUUUACUUCCUCUGAAACGGGUCGCGUUGUAAUUUUUCAAGUCGGGCCAAACCCGACCCGAUUCGGUCUCUUUUGCCCCAUAUUAGAUCCAAUCUUACUCCGGUCUUCAGUAAGCUUCCAUCUUCGCCACAAAACCGAAACUGUGCGAGCAGCCAGUGUGGAGUGUAAAUGGAGACAGCAUUGAAUGAAAGCACACUGCAGUCGGUUGAUGAACAUCAUCCACUUGAUCAGCAGCAUCCAUUUGAGCAGCAGCAUCCUGUUGAGCAGCAGCAUCCUGUUGAUCAGCAGCACGUAGUUGAUCAAGAGCAUUCAGUUGAUGAAGUGCAUUCAGUUGAUCGAGAGCAUUCAGCUGAUCGAGAACUUUCAGUUGAUAAAGAGCAUUCAGUCGAUCAAGAACAUUUAGUUGAUAAAGAGCAUUCAGUUGAUCAAGAGCAUUUAGUUGAUAAAGAGCAUUCAGUUGAUGAAGAGCAUUUAGUUGAUCAUAACCAGGACAACAUGGUUGCUGAUGUCUCGAAUCAUGGAGUUCCAGAACCAAAUCCUGAUUUUAAUGAAGAAGAAGUUAGACACACACUGGAAGUCAUUGCAUCCACCGGGAAGUUUUGGCAUGAUUGGGACAAACUGAAGAGCAUGCUAUCCUUUCAGCUGAAGCAGGUCCUGUCAGAAUAUCCCGAGUCACAAAUGACUACUGAGCAGCAGACUGCUUCUAUAGGAGAAACUUACCCUGAACUGUUGAAGAAAUUGGAUGACGCACUUCUAUCUUUCGUUGAAGGUCCUCCAUUUACCCUGCAGAGGCUUUGUGAGAUCCUUUUGGCUGCACGAAGUAUCUAUCCAAAUCUCUCAAAGCUUGCUUUGGCACUUGAAAAAAAUUUGUCAGUGACAUCCACACUGACUGUUUGUACCGAUCCAUAUCCGCAAACACCGAUGCAAGCUCCAAAUGAAGCAGAAAAACCAAGUGAAGAACUCCAGUUGCAAUCAAAUUCAGUACAGAAUGGGGUUGAACCUAUCGUUGAAGACAGGGACGAGAUAAUGGCCGAGGUAGAUCAGGGUGAUAUUGAUGAUGAAAUGACCAUUGAUAUGGAAGCUUUAGAGGAGAUAGUCGGAUCGUCAGAAACAAAUGCCACACCGACAGCGAAUUCCUAGGUUUGCAGUUAGUCUUUCCAGUUGAUUUCAUACCCGUCUUUACAGAUCUCAUGGUUCCAUAAAUUGUUGCUUAGAGAGGGACAUGGCUGAGGUUCAUAUUUCUACAAGUUGUAUUGAAUGAUGGGGUUGGUAAACCUUCAACUAAAAGGAGCAAGGAAAAUGCUAGAUUCUUUUUACAUGAAAUCACCACAAAAUAUUGCUAUUCUUGUAUUUCCUUGGAUGCUAUGCAUUUUGAUCCAUGAGAAUUGAGGAUUCUUGGCUUAUAAAAUCUAAAAUGUUUCAGUCGCCUUGGUAAGUUUAUGAAUGCUAAAACAAUU